Molecule: messenger RNA, 390 nt
Organism: Spirometra erinaceieuropaei
Lineage: Eukaryota; Metazoa; Platyhelminthes; Cestoda; Diphyllobothriidea; Diphyllobothriidae
Source: the annotation of a GenBank genome assembly
AUGAGCCUGCGCCUAUCCCUUCGGGGAUCCAACUUCACCACCACCAUUAACGUCUGCGCUCCACCAAUGACCGGCUCAGACGAGGCGAAGGCAAAGUUCUACGAAGACCUACACGCCCUUCCGAAGUCCGUGCCAAAGGCAGAUAAGUUGACAGUCCUUGAUGACCUCAAUGCCCGCGUUGGGAUAGACUGUGCUGUCCGGAGUGGGGUGUUCGGUCCUCACGGAAUCGCCAGUUACACCAACAAUGACCUGUUCCUGCUACGAACAUACGCAGAACACCGUCUCCUGCUGAACAACACUUUUCCUCAUCUUCUGCUGAGAGAGAAGGCCACCUGGAUGCACCCCCGAUCGUGGCGCUGGCAGCUGCUGGACUAUGUUUUCGUUCGAUAG